Menidia menidia (Atlantic silverside) is the source of this 762-nucleotide messenger RNA. Lineage: Eukaryota; Metazoa; Chordata; Actinopteri; Atheriniformes; Atherinopsidae. The record is from the annotation of a GenBank genome assembly.
AUGGCGACGCUAGCGGGUCCGGGUCGGACCGGGUCCGGGCUCCGGUCCCCGGUCCCGGUCCCGGUACCGGUUCUGGUUCUGGUUCUGGUUCUGCUGGCGGGCCUGGGGGGGCCGGCCUGGGCCCUGUCGGAACCGGGGAAAUGGACCCUGAACGUGGACAGCGAAACUCUGAAGAAGCAGACCCUGUUUGUUUUCAGUAAAAUCCUGUUCAACGGCAGCCUGAUCCACCUGAAAGUGGCCUCUCAGAGCUGCAACGCGUCGGUCCCCGUGCGGCUGAACGUCUCCUGGUAUCUGAGGAACUCACACUGCUCCAACGAGUUCUUCAGAAUGGACUUCUACCUGCUGAUGUGCGUCCUGUACGCGCUGCUGGCCGCCCUCUGGCUGCUGCUGGCCGCCUGCUACUGGAGGGACCUGCUCCGGAUCCAGUUCUGGAUCGGAGGCGUCAUCUUCCUGGGAAUGCUAGAGAAGGCCGUCUACUACGCCGAGUUCCAGAGCCUCCGCUACCAGGGGCUGCCAGUCCAGGGGGCGCUGGUGAUGGCGGAGCUGCUUUCGGCCCUGAAGAGGACUCUGGCCCGGGUGCUGGUCAUCAUCGCCAGCCUGGGAUACGGGAUCGUCAAGCCCCGGCUGGGUGCUCUCCUCCACCGGGUGGUGGGGGUCGGCCUCCUCUAUCUGCUCUUCUCCUGCAUUGAGGGCGUCCUGAGGGUCAACACGGUCAGUCUCAUCCUCAAAUCUAUCUAUCUGUCAUUUCAUUUAUUAUUAUAA